CUCCGCCAGAUGACUCGCUGAUAACUUUACCUGACUUUACAUUCGUUCGAUGAGUAUCGGAUACCGAUCGGGCUGUUUGCGAAACCGUUUGGUCAAUAAGAAGCUCCUCGUGAAAUUUGAGAUAGCAGAAUGUACGUACAUGUGACGCGAAAGGUGUAUCGUGUAUCGGUCCGGUACGCGGCCUGUGCUCAAUAAUUCCAUCAAAAAAGGAAACGUUCACGGCGAUGAAAUUCUGUGACAAAUAAGGAGAAUAAGAACAGUACUGACAUACCUGAGUCGCAGGAGAAACAGCAAGUUAUUGCAGAAUAUCCUUUCCACAGACGAAAGAAAAAAAGGUCAACACUUGUCUGGAUUGUAUGCGAUGUGCCGGCGACCCACCCUCGCUCACUGUUUAUCCUUUAAGUACAAAUCUAACCCUUUACUACGUAUUCGAGGGUAGCAUGCCGCAUACUAUGCAAAUCUACCAUCACCGUUGUCAUUACCUAGGAGUUACAUUUUACAAGAUAAAUCAAUUUUAAAAAUUUAUUUUUGGACACAGACCUUUCUUGUAUCUAUAGCCUGAUUUCCAAGUUAAUAUUAAUAAAUUCAACAUGUAUGCAUUAAAAAUACAAACUGCCUGUCAAAGCGAGGGUAGUGGGGAACCUGAUGAUCCAAGUAGUCACCAUCAAGAACCUGUUAGACCUCCGGCACAGGAUUGUAGUUCAUUUGACAUUGUUAGAGCAACUCAGUAUGGAGCUUUGGAUCGUGUGACUGAAUUAGUAGAAGCUGGUGCUGAUGUAAAUCAGCCAGAUUCAGAAACCGUAACAUUAUUGCAUUGGGCAGCAAUAAAUAAUCGAAAAGACAUAGUAAAAUAUCUAAUUGCAAAGGGAGCUGUUGUUGAUGCAAUCGGUGGUGAACUUGCUUCCACACCACUACAUUGGGCUACAAGACAAGGUCAUUUAUCUACAGUUGUGAUAUUAAUGAGAGCAGGAGCAGAUCCAACUCUUAGAGAUUCUGAAGGAUUUUCAUGUAUUCAUUUGGCAGCUCAAUUUGGUCAUACCUCUAUUGUAGCUUAUCUAGUUGCAAAAGGAGUAAAUCCAAAUAUGCCAGACAGAAGUGCAAUGACACCCCUCAUGUGGAGUGCCUAUAAAGUUAAUAGUUCUUCCUUUUACAGUUUAGAUCCAACACGCUUGUUACUGACUCUAGGAGCAUCUCAUUUGCUCGCAGAUAAUUUACAUGGUAAUACUGCUUUGCAUUGGGCUAUUAUAGCUGAGAAUAGUACAGCUAUAUCAACGCUAGUUCAUCAUGGUGCAUCUUUGGAUCGACCUAAUGUUCUAUAUGAAACACCAAUGACAUUAUUGGAUCGUCAUAUUGGUGCUGCUUGGUUAGGACAUAAAAUCAGUCAAGAAAUCAGAGAAAAACAGGGCAGAACACGAAUAUGGUGUAGGGAUAAGAGAAUACGCUGGUAUUGCAUGGUCAGUACACCAUUUAUAGUUUUUUAUCUUAUUGGAAUGAUUUUUCAAAGUGGAUUGGAUUAUCUAAUAAAAAUAGGUGCCUUUAUCACUCUUUAUAUAGCACUGUAUUUAGCUAAUCAUUUUAUCUUUGACGAACGAUUAUUUCAUAUUAUACCAAUGUCAAUCUAUUUGGCUACAAAGAUGUGGAUAUAUAUAACAUGGAUAUUUUGGUUAGGCAUACAUGCUGCAUGGUAUCUAUGGUUACUAUUAGUAGGUGGAUCUGUACCACUCUGGAUAUGUUUCUUACAAUCCUGGAGGGGUGAUCCAGGUGUAAUUACAGCUACACAUGAGGAUAAGUUAAAUACAAUUAUAGAAUUAGCAGAGUCUGGUGGUUUUGAACCACAAUCAUUUUGCAGCAGUUGCUUGAUUAGAAGACCAAUGAGAUCUAAACAUUGUUCUACGUGUGACCGAUGCGUUGCACGCUUUGAUCAUCAUUGCCCUUGGAUUAAUAAUUGCAUUGGUGCGCAUAAUCACAAGUAUUUUCUGGGAUUUUUAGCAUCAUUAUUAGGCCUCUGUAUUGUUAUUUUAUCCGCUAGUGCACAGUAUUGGCAAUUUGAGUGUUGGACAAAUUUAACAAAAGGGCAUACUGCUGAUAAUUAUCUAGUUACUACGGCUACAUGCGAUGCUUGGGUAAUGUGGGUUGCAGCAAAUACGGCCCUUCAUUUCUUUUGGGUCGGCACGCUACUCGCGUGUCAAUGUUAUCAGAUUAUGGUUCUUGGAAUGACAACAAACGAACGUAUGAACGCGGGACGCUAUGCUCACUUCAAACAAGGGAAUCCUUUCCAUCGUGGCGCUCUUCAAAAUGCGGCUGAUUUUUGUAAUUUAAGUUUCUGUGGAGUAAAAGCAAAGCCCAGCUCAGACUGGUUACAUAGUUUCGAUCAUAAACAAAGCAUCGAAAAGUUGCCUCUACUUGCUACGAAAGACAACUUCCAAUAUAUUUAGAAUUUUUCUUAAGGGUCGCAGAACUGUCAUGGAAGAUAAUGUAAUUUUGCCAUCAGAAGCUAACAUAGUGUGUCAUAUCAUUUGCGCCUGGAGUAUACUUCUGAAUUACCAAAGAGUUACUACAAAAUUGGAAGUGACUUUUAAGGAAGGUAGUGAUUUUGCAUAUACAGAUUUAAAUUGCAUAAUAUAAGUAAUUUCUUACAUUUAAUGAAAUACAAAUUUUAACAUUCGUCUACCGUAAAAGACUGUUCUACGACGUAAGUAUGCAUAUCCCACAUUUGUGUACUCUUCGUUUCAAAUAUGAAACAGAAGAACACGUUGCACAAGUACUUUGACUCUAUUUUUACAACAAAUUAUGAACCAAGAUUCCUUUUUGUCUUCGUAUAUUAUCUCUACAGUUUACUUCUUACUUUCGAUAAACGAAAUGCUAACAUAAUUGAUUAAAAUGUAGUUUAGUUUACGUCGCAUUGUAAAUAUCUAUACUUUUCAUGGAAUUGUAAUGUCACAAAACAUAAAUAUGUUAAUAUUCUCUUUUUUUCAAUUACAAGUUUUUAAGUUUACUUUAAAUGUUAUAAAUU
Molecule: messenger RNA, 3013 nt
Organism: Bombus huntii
Lineage: Eukaryota; Metazoa; Arthropoda; Insecta; Hymenoptera; Apidae
Gene: Hip14
Product: palmitoyltransferase Hip14
Exons: 10
Coding region: 591-2435 (614 amino acids)
Biological process (GO): protein palmitoylation
Cellular component (GO): Golgi membrane
Molecular function (GO): palmitoyltransferase activity; protein binding
Source: RefSeq, a predicted model, not a curated record